Molecule: messenger RNA, 519 nt
Organism: Callorhinus ursinus (northern fur seal)
Lineage: Eukaryota; Metazoa; Chordata; Mammalia; Carnivora; Otariidae
Gene: ASCL4
Product: achaete-scute family bHLH transcription factor 4
Biological process (GO): developmental process; regulation of transcription by RNA polymerase II
Molecular function (GO): RNA polymerase II transcription regulatory region sequence-specific DNA binding; DNA-binding transcription factor activity, RNA polymerase II-specific; protein dimerization activity
Source: RefSeq, a predicted model, not a curated record
AUGGAGAAACGUAAACCGGCCGGCCUGCUGCCCUCGCCGUACCACCUCCGCACCGUGCCCUCGGACCUGCCGGGGACCCAGACCCGCCUCCCUCUCAGGAACCCGCUCAGGGUCUCCCGUCGUCUGGACGCCGCGUGCUGGCCGCGGGCGCCCAUGGGCUGCGCCGCGAGGCCGCCCUGCCGGGCCCUGCCGCCUGAGGGCGCCGUGGAGCCCGCCUUCCUCCGCCGGCGCAACGAGCGCGAGCGGCAGCGGGUGCGCUGCGUGAACGAGGGCUACGCGCGCCUGCGAGACCACCUGCCCAGGGAGCUGGCCGACCGGCGGCUCAGCAAGGUGGAGACGCUCCGCGCCGCCAUCGGCUACAUCAGACACCUCCAGGAGCUGCUGGAGCGCCACGGCCGGGGACAGGAGGGCCCCGCCGGCGCCCGCCCCCCGCGCCCGGCCGAGUGCAACAGCGACGGCGAGUCCAAGGCCUCGUCGGCGCCUUCGCCCUGCAGCGAGCCCGAGGAGGCGGGCAGCUAG